Solanum lycopersicum (tomato) is the source of this 914-nucleotide messenger RNA. RefSeq names its product non-specific lipid transfer protein GPI-anchored 21-like. The record is from RefSeq and is a predicted model, not a curated record. NCBI's taxonomy places the organism in Eukaryota, Viridiplantae, Streptophyta, Magnoliopsida, Solanales, Solanaceae.
UAUCUUCUAUAUCCAACAUCAAUUUUCUAUGCAAUCAUUUUUCCUCCAUACAUACACAUUCCCUUUUAAUUACUAACUCUACAAAUCUUUCAAAUUCAUUACAAAAAUGGAAGGGAUAAUACUAUCUUCAAUUUUGACUCUUGUUUUAAUGAUUUUCAGCACGCAAUCAGUUUCCGGGCAGAUUAGUACAGUGUGUAGCGCGGCCAUGCUACGUAGCUUUAGCCCUUGCAUAAACUUCAUUAGCAAUGGUGGGAGCAAUAAUUCUUCACCAACUUCAGAUUGUUGCAGAUCUCUCAAGUAUGUCAUGAACAAUGGCACAGAUUGCCUCUGCCUUGUUGUUACUGGAAACGUUCCUUUUCGCGUUCCCAUUAACAGGACUUUGGCUAUUUCCCUCCCUAAAGCUUGUAAAAUGGAUGGUGUCCCCGUUCAGUGCAAGGCAUCACCUUCCCCUAUUCCAUCUCCUAGUCCUAAAGCUGCUAAUAAUGUUCCUCAACCAUACACACCUCCUCUAAGACCAGUGGCUGAUACAAGACCAUCUCCAACAGAUAUCUUUGGAGACCCUGAUACAAAUUUAGGGUUCAAGCCUAAUUUGAUACCAUCACCAGCACAGGGUUCCCAGAGAUUUUCAGUAUUUGUUCUUCUAGCAGCCUGUGGGGUAAUGGCUUUGCAGUUCAACUGAACUGGCAAAUCAAUGUAAACAUGUGUUAGAAGUGUGAUGUAGAUGUACAUCAGGUUUAAAGUGCUCUGAUAACACUCAUUGCAGUACGUUUCAUGGAAUAUAGGUUUCAAGGUAUCAGCUUUUACAUAAAUUUUGAGCUUGAAUUUCCCAAACCAUUUUAAAUAUAUAGAUAGAUAGAUAGCAUCUAUACAUGUAGCUAAAGUGCAGGCAUUCCUGCGCUUGAAUUUUUUCAAAA